CCACACGCCCCGGCGGCCAUGGCCUCUCCUCUCCUCUCCUCUAUAAAGCUUCCUCGCUCACACCACGGCACCACGCGCACACACACAAGCUCUCAUCGCGCAGCACAGCUUCGACUCGUUAAUCUCGAGCUAGCUAGAGAUAGUAGUUUUCGUCACCAACUCGUCUUCUUGGAUCGGAGGAGGGCUGGCCGGCGAGAGAUUAAUUUACGGUCGAGGAGGAUCGGAGGAGGAGAUGGAGGUCGCCGCCGCCGCCGCCGCCGCAGCGAGCUACGUGGCCGACGACGUUGACCGCUGCCUCAAGGCGACCGAGCUGAGGCUCGGCCUGCCGGGCACCGAGCUAGAGACGGCGCCGGCCGCCGCGGCGCUGCCGACGCCGCCGUCCACGCCCCGGGGCAAGAAGCGCGACGGGAACACCGCCGGCGCCGAGGAGGCAGCCAAGACCGCGCCGCCGGCCGCCAAGGCUCAGGUGGUGGGGUGGCCGCCGGUGAGGUCCUACAGGAAGAGCUGCUUCCAGCAGUCCAGCAGCAGCGCCGCCAAGAGCAAGCCGGCGGCGCCGCCGGAGGAGAAGGCCCCGGCCCCGGCCCCUGUCGCCGCCGGUGGCAACGCCAACGCGGCGAUGUUCGUCAAGGUGAGCAUGGACGGGGCCCCCUACCUGAGGAAGGUCGACCUCAAGAUGUACAAGGGCUACCGCGAGCUCAGGGAGGCCCUGGAGGCCAUGUUCCUCUGCUUCUCCGGCGGCGCUGACGCGCCGGCGGCCGUGAACCCCUCCGACUUCGCCGUCACCUACGAGGACAAGGACGGCGACCUCAUGCUCGUCGGCGACGUCCCCUUCGACAUGUUCAUCAGCACCUGCAAGAGGUUGAGGAUCAUGAAGGGGUCUGAAGCCAGAGGCCUGGGCUCAGUGAAGAACAACUGAGGUUGCAGGAUUUGCAUGUCUUGUGCACGAGCAGAUUCUUUUGUUCUUUUGGGCUGCUUGGAGUCUCCAAGGCAUGGACAUGUUUUCACCAUCUCCCCUUGUCUGACUCGACUCGAUCUUCGACACAACAUGGAGACAAGACAAAGGCAAAGCAUGCAAUUGCAAGGUCGAGGGAAGAGGAGUGAGUCAAGCUUGCAAGGAGAGACAGCUUUGUGCAUCAAAGUGCAUGCAUGCGUGGAUGUGUGGUCACUUUGUUUCCAUUUUUCUCUCUUUUUUUUUACUGCUACUGCUAGGUGUUAGCAACACAAAAGGAGUGGAGAUUCGAGUUGACAUCUCCAUGUGUGUUUGUACAAAGCCAAAGAUCACUUUCAAGUUUUAUCUAUCAGUGCUUGGUUUCUUCUGUAAGUGCAGGAGGGGGAAACAGGGUUGUUUUCCCCUCUGAUGAGUUUUAUCUAUCCAUAUAUCUCCUUUUGUUUGUGCAA
Panicum virgatum (switchgrass) is the source of this 1398-nucleotide messenger RNA. RefSeq names its product auxin-responsive protein IAA31-like. The transcript has 3 exons. Lineage: Eukaryota; Viridiplantae; Streptophyta; Magnoliopsida; Poales; Poaceae. Gene Ontology annotation, molecular function: protein binding. Bases 233 to 916 code for a protein of 227 amino acids. The record is from RefSeq and is a predicted model, not a curated record. Gene Ontology annotation, cellular component: nucleus. Gene Ontology annotation, biological process: regulation of DNA-templated transcription.